Messenger RNA from Erigeron canadensis, 1116 nucleotides. RefSeq lists its product as uncharacterized. The coding region runs from base 1 to 1116 and encodes 371 amino acids. Lineage: Eukaryota; Viridiplantae; Streptophyta; Magnoliopsida; Asterales; Asteraceae. The transcript has 7 exons. The record is from RefSeq and is a predicted model, not a curated record.
AUGUCAAGAAGUGAUGAGUUGAAGACGAUGAAGUGGAUUAAUGCCCGUCUUAAGAAAAUCAACAAACCUUUUGUUAAGUCAAUUAAGAGUUCAGAUGGAGACAUAAUCGAUUGUGUUUUAUUUAAUCUUCAGCCAACAUUUGAUCUCCCGGAGAUCAAAGAAAAAAUGAACUUGGAUCCACCUGAGAUGCCAAAAGGACAUGAUAGUACUACAAUGGAAACAGAGAUCAAGCAGUUAUGGAGUUCAAAGGGUGAAUCAUGCCCAAAUGGCACAAUUCCUAUUAGAAGAACAACUGCAAGCGACGUUUUGAGAUCCAUGUCAAUUUCUAAAUCGGUAAAGAAAGUUGGUAGAAAAGGCUUCUCGGGUGCUCAAGACCAUGAGCAUGCAACAGGGUAUGUAACAGAUGGAAAAUUCUAUGGAACAAAAGCACUUAUGAAUGUAUGGAAACCAUAUGUUGCUAAAUACUAUGAUUUUAGCCUUUCACAAAUUUGGGUUUCUUCUGAUGUUCCAACUCAUGAUGUCCAAACUGUUGAAGCUGGUUGGCAUGCUGUACCAAUUCUAUACCAAGAUAAUAAUCCAAGGAUAUUCAUUUACUGGACUCCUAACAGCUAUCGAUCAGGCUGCUACAAUUUGCAAUGUCCGGGAUUUGUUCAAACCAAUACUAGAAUUGCCCUUGGAGCUGCGAUAUAUCCAUUUUCAACAUAUAACGAUAAGCAAUAUGAUAUCGCCUUCUUGAUCUGGAAGGACAUAAAGAGUGGCGACUGGUGGUUAAAGGCGGGAAGUGAAAUGAUAGGAUACUGGCCCCAGACUUUAUUCACAGACCUUCGUGAUCACGCAACGUCAAUAGAAUAUGGAGGAGAAGUGUAUUCACGGAACUUGCAUAAUCAUACAUCGACCCAAAUGGGCAGCGGUCACUUCCCAAAUGAAGGGUUUGGUAAAGCAGCAUAUGCCAGAAACUUGGAAAUAGUUAAUGAGGAUAACACCUUAAAUCCAGUGCCUAAUUUGAAAGCGAUAGCUGAUAAACCCAAUUGUUAUGGUGUUAAAAGCGGGUAUAGUAAAACUUGGGGUAAUUAUAUCUUUUUUGGAGGACCUGGAAAUAAUCCAAACUGUCCCUAA